AUGCCACAGAGCACGCGUGUCCGGGCUGAAUCCCCACCGCCGACCGCCGCCCCCGCCGUCGACGCUACCGGCACAGCCACUGAUGGGCGGCGUGACCAAGAGGCGCAAAACGUGGAUGACGGGUACUAUCCACUCUGGUACAACAGAAACGCCCACAAGCACAACGACUUCAUGCUAAAGCGGACGUGGAAGCAGAUCCGCUCAGCGCUGAUCUACUGCACCAUGAAAAACGCCAAGGAUAUGCAGAUGCUUCUCAUAAUUCUACAGAAAUCAGAGGAAAUUGAAAUCAACUUUGACAUGUCCCGACUUCUGCUUGAGGGCACGAGCGUGGCCGACUUUGUCACGUCGAUGCCGCGGCACGGGCGCAGCUACAGCCUCAUCCGCUACGAGGAGACGAUCCGGUACGCAGAGUUCCCGGCGCUGAACCUGAGCAUGCAGCCGCGAGCCCCAUCCGCACAGAACCCGCAGCGCUCGCAUCUGCAGCGCGCGCACACCGAGGUCCUGGACAUGCUCGAUUGGCUCGCCGAUCAUGGCGUGCGGCGCAUCAUCACGCUGCGCGUGCCAGACCGCAUGGCGCACCCGCACGACGAGCUUAAGAUUGCCGAGGUGGUCAGGCGCUUCCGUGUCGAAGAGCUUGACUGGCGCAUCCUCGACCUCUCGCUCAACAUAUUCCGGCCCCACGGCGACCCGGACGCCAUUCCAUUUGUUUGCACCGUCGAUAACGACAGGACCAAAGACAACAGCCCCGACAACACCGGUAAGUCUGGGAAACCCGGCAAGACUGACAGGGGCAGGGACGAAAUGAAUGAAAAGAACAAAAAUACACCCGAGGACAAAAUCGUGCAAGAGACGUACCUCAGGCGGCUGCACCUCUACACGGGCGGGCGGCGAUCGGCGCUGGAUCACUGGUUUAGCACCGAGGGCCUCGAGUCGAUGAAACUGGACUACGUCUGCAUCCAUGUGAUCAAGGAACUCAUGACCAAGGAACAAAGCGACGCGACCCUCCUACACAUAAACACCAAGAUUCACGCGUUGAAGAAACGGAAAAGGUCCAUGGAAGUCGACGUGCAGCCGCAGUACUGGACCGCCCAGACCGAGACUCCACGCCUGCAAGAGAUCGUCCACCACCUGUCGCCACGACUCGCCCAGUUCAUUACAUACUACCGCAAAAGAGCAUCUACAUGCCACAGGGAUGAGACAGGCUUCCGGCCGACGAAAGUAGCCAUCAUAGACAACGGCAUCCUCAGUAUGGACCCGCCGAGCGCACCACGGGGAGCCGGCCCUGCCCGCCCUGACGAUGCGCCAGACGUCCACGAUAGUAGCGGUAAUUACAAUGAUAGCAGCGAGCGGCAUCUGCACAGCCAGGACUUCUUCACGGCCAACAAUCUGUGGGCGCGCAUCUGCGACGGCAAGUCGUUUGUGCACGAGUGGGACCGUGUGAGCCCGUGGUACCUGGCAUCGAACCCGCACGGCACGCAAAUGGCGAACCUAUUGUGUGCCAUCGACCCGCUAUGCCAGCUUUUUAUAGCCAAGAUAGCCGACAGCCACUACGGCUACUCGACUGCGAGGGCGGCGGAGGCGGUGGCCUGGGCCAUCGACAAGGGGGUGGAUAUCAUCUCAAUGAGCUUCACGACGACCGAGAAGGACGAUGUGUUCAUCGGCGCCGUGCGGAAGGCCAUGGAGGCGGGCAUCCUCGUCGUCUGUAGCCACCACGACGAGGGCGCACGUAUCGGCACCGAGGUCUACCCGGCCUGCCUCGGCAAGGAAGCUGGCAGCAGGAUGCUGCGCAUGGCCAGCUGCAACAUGUAUGGAAAGCUGCAGCCCGACUGGGACGAUAAGACCACCGUGGACGCCAAUAAGAAGUCUAACCAGUACGACUUCUGCAUCAACAGCCAGGACGUCGCGGUCGGCGCCAUCCCCUUCCUCGCCGCCUCCACCGAGCGCAUCAGCGGCAGCUCAGUCGCCACCGCCAUCGCCGCAGGCGCCUGCAGCUUGCUCAUCGCCUGCCUGCGCAGUCUCCGCUCCGUAUCCACCAAGCAGGACGCCCAGGGAAAGAUGCCUAGCAGCCAGGGCAUGGUACAGAUACGCAACAACGUCAUCCGCGCUCUCGGCACCAACAACCGGCCCUCCUACACUGACAUCAAAACCUAUUUGAAAACUAUGGCCCCUUCCCAAACCAAUCCGUAUUUCAUCUCCCUCGACCGCUUCGCCCAACUCGACGAGCUCCGCGACGUCAGCACGGACAAGCUGUCGAAAAAGUUUCACUCCUUGGGCACUUACUUCCCAGGGUUUCCAAGGGAGUGA
Molecule: messenger RNA, 2304 nt
Organism: Diaporthe batatas
Lineage: Eukaryota; Fungi; Ascomycota; Sordariomycetes; Diaporthales; Diaporthaceae
Exons: 4
Coding region: 1-2304 (767 amino acids)
Biological process (GO): proteolysis
Molecular function (GO): serine-type endopeptidase activity
Source: RefSeq, a predicted model, not a curated record